This is a messenger RNA of Tripterygium wilfordii, 651 nucleotides long. RefSeq names its product peptide methionine sulfoxide reductase B1, chloroplastic. Lineage: Eukaryota; Viridiplantae; Streptophyta; Magnoliopsida; Celastrales; Celastraceae. Gene Ontology annotation, cellular component: cytoplasm. The transcript is spliced from 5 exons. The coding region runs from base 1 to 651 and encodes 216 amino acids. Gene Ontology annotation, molecular function: peptide-methionine (R)-S-oxide reductase activity. Gene Ontology annotation, biological process: response to oxidative stress; protein repair. The record is from RefSeq and is a predicted model, not a curated record.
AUGGCUUCUCUUAGAUUAAGCUUCCUUGUAAACUUGUGCUCAAAGACCCAUUUGGGUUUUGGUCGAAAAUUCAAUACUUUUAUCUUCGCUUCUCGUGCUACCAAGAAAUCCAAAAGAGUCUCACUUUCAAUUUGUUCAGUAGGCUCUUCUUUUUCUUCUCAGAGUCCAGAAAACAUUCAAGAGACAGGCAAAGUGGACUAUGCUUCUCUAAGUGCAGAAGAAUGGAAGAAGAAACUUAUCGACGAACAGUUUUACAUAACAAGACAAAAAGGAACAGAGAGGGCCUUCACAGGGGAAUACUGGAACACCAAAACUGCUGGAACUUAUGAUUGCAUAUGUUGUGACACACCUAUAUUUGAAUCGUCUACUAAGUUUGACAAUGGAACUGGUUGGCCAUCUUAUUAUCGGCCCAUAGGGAACAAUGUGAAGUCAAAGCUAGAUUUGUCAAUUAUUUUCAUGCCGCGCCAAGAAGUCGUUUGUGCUGCUUGUGACGCCCGCCUCGGCCAUGUUUUUGACGAUGAGCCACCACCAACAGGAAAACGUUAUUGUAUUAAAAGGUCAUGUAUAAAUGCAAUAUGCGGUUCAUACCAUUUGAAGUUCAACAGGGCCGUCUCUAGCAUUUUGGAGGCCCUAGACAAGUUAAGAAAAUGA